Molecule: messenger RNA, 1363 nt
Organism: Rhopilema esculentum
Lineage: Eukaryota; Metazoa; Cnidaria; Scyphozoa; Rhizostomeae; Rhizostomatidae
Product: ferredoxin-2, mitochondrial
Biological process (GO): P450-containing electron transport chain
Cellular component (GO): mitochondrion
Molecular function (GO): electron transfer activity; 2 iron, 2 sulfur cluster binding
Source: RefSeq, a predicted model, not a curated record
CAAGCCUUUACGUUAUAGAUAAUGACUCAAGGAUUCAUAAAUCAAGGAAUCAAGGUUAUUGAUUCAUAAAAAAAUUCGACAAAAUGUACUUCCAACUUCAUUUUCUUUUUGGAAACGAGGCUGUAUCUAAAUGGAAACCUAUGUUGUGAACUUUGGAAGUAUAGAAGUUGCAAUUGGGCAGUAUGUCUUGUUUGUUUCCGAUGCUCUGGAAGAAUCUGAAUAAUUUUAAAAUUUCACCUAGUUUUCUCCAAGUGUAUACGAUUAUAACGAGAUCUUUCCUGCCAGCAAGUAGAAGCUUCGGAACAUUAAAAGGUAUACAGUUUCACGGCGAGUAUGAAUGGCAGGAUCCGAAAUCCGAGGAUGAAGUAGUUAAUAUUGUCUUUAUUGAUCGCAAAAAUCAAAGGCAACCAGUUCGUGGCAAAAUUGGUGAUAAUGUGCUAUACCUGGCUCAUAGACAUAAUGUGGAUCUUGAAGGUGCCUGUGAAGCAUCUCUUGCCUGCUCAACCUGUCAUGUUUAUGUGGACGAUAACAUCUUAGACAUAUUACCAGAACCGCUUGAAGGGGAAGAAGAUAUGCUUGACAUGGCUCCUCUUCUGCAGGAUAACUCAAGGCUUGGUUGUCAAAUAGUACUGACAAAAGAAAUGGAAGGGAUGGAAUUGACCUUGCCAAGAAUAACAAGAAACUUUUAUGUUGACGGUCAUGUACCAAAGCCUCAUUAAUAAUUUGUAUAUUUUUAGAAGUAUUUUUAAAUACUAGUGCAGGGACAAACCUUUUACAACAGAAGUAGGUGGAAAGGCCUGUAAAUCUGUGUGUAGCAUAGAACUACUUGAAACCAGAGUUUAUUGGAGGAAGAUGGUAUUAACCGGGUUCCAGAAGAUGAAGACAGAAAUCUUUCAAGAAUCAGACUUUUACGUUUCUUAUUGAAUAAAAGCAAUUGCACAAUGUUUUGCCAUGCACUUUCUUCAACCAAAUUUUGAAAUACAGACUUACCAUAUCUAAGUGUUAAAAACACCUAAAGUGUGCAAAUUUUAAAAAUGGAAAUUCUGAUCAAAACAAUGAUAUGAUUUAGCACAAAGUCGUCUACAAAAUUCAAAAAGUGGGCUCUUGGUUUGUGAAACUGUAGUAUCUAAAUAAUUUUCUCUGCUAACAUGUUGUACUAAAACUUUUUUUAUUUAAGAAAUGAAAAGAAAAAAGGAUUGAAGAUUCCAGUUUUUGUAAUUCCGAAAUUUCCUGAAUAUAUUAUAAAGCUAGGAAUUUGCUUUUGUGAUAAUUCUUAUAUAGUGAAGGAGAAAAAAGACUGCUGACUUAAAGGAAUUACUGAUAAACAAAUGCCAAUCUGGAGCAGUCUACAGGGUCCUUCUGU